AUGCCUGCGCGCACCCGUCAAGGCCCCUCCGCCGCGACGGAGGUCGCAGAGCCUGAAGAGGUCGCCGGUGGCUUUCGUCGUCUUCAAUUCAAUGAACCGCUGUCGUGGCGUGUCGGUCGAGGCGCCAUCCCCAUCGCAGACCUGCUCCAGCGCCUGCAGACCCUCGCGCAGGAGCUUCGCAAGCUGGAACAGGAGGAGGUUGAGAAGGAUUCGCUGAAGAAGGUCUCGCAAGAGCUGGCCACCGCUCAGCUUCUCGGUCACAAGGAUAAGGGUGUACGAGCUUGGGCGACGUGUUGCAUUGUCGACGUGCUGCGGCUCUGUGCGCCUGACGCGCCGUUUACCGCUAAUCAGCUCAAGGAUGUGUUUACCUGCAUUGUCACCUCGAUCAUUCCCGCUCUCGGGGACCCCUCGAAUCCGUACAACUCCCAACAUAUCUACGUGCUCAACUCCCUCGCGGAGGUGAAGAGUAUCGUCCUCAUGACCGAUUUGGAUCACCCCGAUUCGUUGAUCGUGCCGCUCUUUACCACCUGCUUCGACAUCGUUUCCGGUUCUGCGAAAGCUUCGACCGGUGAGGAAAUCGCUAAGAACGUCGAGUUCGAUAUGACUCGUUUGCUUGUCACGGUUAUUGACGAAUCACCGGUGCUUGCGCCCGAGGUGGUGGACGUUAUUGUAGCGCAAUUCUUGCGGGUCGAUCCCCGUAUCCUGGAUCUUCCCGCUGGCAGGAAAGGGAAGAAAGCCGAUGCGCCGGUCGACGCUAAGCAAGGGACGUUACUUCUGAAGGAUUACCCUCCGGCCUACAACAUGUCUAAAGCGAUCUGCCAAGCGUGUCCGGAACGGAUGACCGGCCACAUCAGCCAGUAUUUCAAUAAUGUCAUUAUCGACGUCUCCGCAUCGAAGAACGGCGCGUCGAAGAAUUCGAAUCGAAGAGUUACGCUUGACGACGAAGAAGAGGAAGAGGAAGACAUCAAAGAGUUGAACAAAGCUCAUCGUCUUAUUCGUGAGCUGUGGAAAGCCUGUCCGGAGGUGUUGCAGAAUGUGGUCCCUCAGCUCGAGGCUGAACUCUCCGCCGAAUCCGUUUCCUUGCGUCUGCUGGCGACCCAGACUAUUGGUGAUUUGACUGCUGGGGUUGGCGUUUCUGGACCACCUCCAGCUCCUCCAAUGGAUCCCACCGUCUAUCCCCCAGUCACGCUGGAGGACUAUCCCCAAACGAUUCCGCAGACGAACGUCGUUUUGACGCCGUUCUCCCCUAAACCGUUCUCUCAGGCACACGGUUCUACUUAUGAGGGCUUUUUGAGUCGGCGCCUAGAUCGAUCUGCCUCGGUAAGAGCUGCGUGGGCGACUGUCGUGGGCCGGAUCCUACUGACGUCCGCCGGUGGCUCUGGACUGAGUGACAGCGAGGAGCAGACGCUCAUCAAACAUCUGGCAUCGAUGCUGCGGGAUGCCGACGAGAGGGUUCGUGUGGCAGCAGUUGACGCAGUGGGCAAUUUCGGAUUAUCUCAUAUCGUGUUGAAACUUGGUGCGGACGGUGGCUUUUCGUCGUCUGAUUCGAUACUCUUCAUUUUGGCAGAGCGUGUCAAGGAUCGGAAGCCUCAUGUGCGAGAACGGGCAAUGCGGACCUUGGCUCGAAUGUGGGCUGUCGCUGCCGGCGAGCUCGAACAGGAUAACGAGCAGAUCGUGUCUCUUCUCGGAGAUGGUCCGUCCAAGAUUCUGGACGCCUUUUACACGAAUGACCCGGAUAUCCAUGUGUUGAUUGACCAUGUUCUCUUUGAGAUCCUUCUCCCGCUCAAUUAUCCUCCGAUCAAGCCCAAGCUGACGCGGAGUGGGUCGAGUCAGUCGCAAAAGCAAAAGGAUUCUCAGGGUACAGAGAGUGACAGUGAGAUCGACGUGGACAAGGUUCGCGUUCGUCGCAUCCUCACCCUGACAAAGGGUCUGGAUGAUAAAGCGAAGAAGGUUUUCUUCGCCAUGCAGGCCCGACAGAUACAGAUGAGGACUGCAAUCACGCUGUAUCUUCAGGCCUGUGAAGAAUAUAAUGGGGGUGUCAUUGAGAAAAAUGAUCAACGGAUCAAAAACCAAAUCACCCGCGUCAUUGACGGGCUGUCUAAGAUCUUCCCGGACUCAUCGCGCGCGUCUGCCGACCUGUGGAAAUUUGCCAAGGUGCAUGACCGACGGAGUUACCAGCUCAUUCGCUUUGCUAUGGCCGCGAUCAGUGACUAUCGCACCGUCGUGAAGGCCAUCAGGGAACUCGUGAAGAGAAUGCAGAGCGCCAAUAACAGCCCUGUCCUCGAAACUCUUACCCCCCUUCUGUACCGAUGCAGCUCGCUUGUGUACAAUCGGAGUCACAUUCCGGCGAUCAUCAAUCUUUCGAGGACAAACGAGAACGGUCUGGCCGGUCCUGCGCAUGAGCUGUUGCGAGAAAUCUCCUCCCGCAAUCCGGAGGUGCUGGAAGCCCAGGUCCAGGAGAUGUGCAAGGAUAUCGAAACCCAGGCACCGAAAGCCUCAACCACCAAUGACGCUGGGACCGAGGAGAUCCUCAAGGCUUGCGCAGGAUUCGCAAAGAAACUGGGGUCUAAGCUCCCUAAGGAACGUAAAUUUUUCCUGUCUCUCGUCGAUCAUGCCCUUCACAGCCCAUCCCCCCAGGCUGCCAAGCAUGCCGUUUCGAUCCUCAUGGCCACUGCGGACAAGAAAGAGAUGUACGCGAAGGACCUUGUCCAAAAAUGUGUUGCCAAAUGGAAUUUUGGGUCGGAUAAAUUCCUCACGAAGUUGGCUACUCUGGCUCAAUUGAGCCUGCUCGCACCCAACGAAGCGGACACCGAGAGCGACGCCAUCAUUUCUAUCGCCGUUAACCAGAUUCUACUCACGAAUCGGACUCCCCAGCCUGAUUCGGGCUAUGUCUGGUCGGACACGGUAGAUGACGAAACUGCAGCGAAGGAAUGGGCUCUCAAGAUCAUUGUCAACCGUCUACGUGCCAAGGGAGGCUCUGAUGGUGAGGAUGACUUCCGCGCCCAUGCGGAACCUGUCUACGAUACCUUGAAUAAACUGGUGGCCAAUCAGGGCGAGUUGUCGAAGAAGAAAGAUACGCCAGGGGCCCAGAAAUCCCGGCUACGUCUCCAAGCUUCCAAGUCUAUUCUCAAACUGUGUGCAUCUCACGGUCUCUGUGAUCGACUAUUUGCUCCCAGCGACUUCAAUUCCAUUGCGUUGGUCGCCCAAGACCCAGUCGCGGCCGUGCGAGUUGGAUUCAUCAAUCAACUCAAGAAACAACUGGUGCAGGCUUCCCAGUUAAGCCACCGCUGGUAUACGAUUCCAUUCCUGCUGGCAUUCGAACCGAAUCCCAGCCUGAAGGACAGCACUCUUACUUGGCUGCGGUCUCGAGCUGCGUUCUUUUCUCAGCAGGGGAGCAGCAAGAAGACCGAACAAACGGCUAUGGAGUCUAUAUUCUCCCGCCUGCUGUCGCUUCUCGCCUAUCAUCCCGAUUACCCACCGGCCGAUUUGGACGAAGCCACUCAGUUGGCUGAUCUGACCGACUUCGCACGCUAUAUCAUCUUCUAUCUUUCUGCGGUGGCUAACGAGCAUAACCUGUCGCUGAUCUUCCACAUUGCACAGCGUGUCAAGCAAGCGCGUGAUGGUAUCACCAAGUCGGAUGAAAUCACUGUCCGUCUUCACACGCUUUCGGAUUUGGCACAAGCGACUAUCCGGCGGUUUGCCGACAUCUACUCGCAACAACGCAAAUUCGGUGGGGGCGCCGCAGGUGGCACGAACAUUCUGCAGACAUAUCCCGGGAAAAUGGGCAUCCCAAGCUCCAUCUUCGCCGCCAUGGGCAGCCACAAGGAAGCGCAAGAAGUGGCCGACAAGAACUUCCUUCCCGACGACGCCGAUGACCUGCUCGAUCGUCUCGUGCGGUCCGCCAUGCGGACGAAGAGCGGAUCUCAAGGUCAGGCUGCGGCAAAGAAGAGAAAGACGGACUCGAACGAGCCCGGCGCAGAUACUAGCUCAUCAAAGAAAGCCAAGAAGGAGAAGGAGAAGGCUCCCCGCACUCGGAAAUCAUCCACAGCCGCAGCCUCCAAGACACCCAAGAAGAAGAAGAACGAGGAUGACUGGUCCUCUGAUGGCGGUGGUCGUGAUGGCGGUGCAACCGCUUCUGCCCGGAGACGCAGUAGCAGAGGCAACACGUCCCGGAGAAUCAGCUACGCAGACCGAGACAGCGACGAGGAUGACAUCGAGAUGGACGAAUGGGACCAAGAUCAAGAACAGGACAACGAACCCGAAGACGAUGAGGCUGAUGAAAAGAGCGAAGCUGAGCAAAACAACAAUGAUAUCAUGGAUGACUCCUCAGACUCGGACCAGCUGUCUGAACCUCCGGACGAUGAAGAUGAGCCUGAAGAGGAACCAGAAGCCAAAGAGCCUUCGCCGGAGCCGGCCCCAUCGCCAGCGCCAGCAUCUGCCAAAAAGACUGCUGCCGGAAACCGUAACGCGAAGUCGACGCCAACGUCGCUACCUACGCGACGAUCCGCGCGACGAGGAUAG
This is a messenger RNA of Aspergillus steynii IBT 23096, 4521 nucleotides long. Its product is annotated as sister chromatid cohesion factor PDS5. Lineage: Eukaryota; Fungi; Ascomycota; Eurotiomycetes; Eurotiales; Aspergillaceae. Gene Ontology annotation, cellular component: chromatin; nucleus. The record is from RefSeq and is a predicted model, not a curated record. Bases 1 to 4521 code for a protein of 1506 amino acids. The transcript has 3 exons. Gene Ontology annotation, biological process: mitotic sister chromatid cohesion; DNA repair.